This is a messenger RNA of Aspergillus nidulans FGSC A4, 1120 nucleotides long. Its product is annotated as protein acoB. Gene Ontology annotation, cellular component: cytoplasm; nucleus. The record is from RefSeq and is a predicted model, not a curated record. Bases 137 to 1120 code for a protein of 327 amino acids. NCBI's taxonomy places the organism in Eukaryota, Fungi, Ascomycota, Eurotiomycetes, Eurotiales, Aspergillaceae. The transcript has a single exon.
GCCUAAUCACCAAUGCUCGCCCCGUUUCAGACGUACCUCGAACUAUACAUUCAGCUGAACUUAUACGCUAUCAUCGGCAGCACCUAACUUGCACAUUCAACCUGCAACUCAGCUCAAGCUCCAGCACUCAGCACUGAUGGACCAAGUCCACCAUAGGGCCCUGGACGCCCUACAAUCCUUUAUCGCACUCACAGACUCCAGUAGCGCCACAUCCCCUCGGUACAUUGCCAGCAUCAUUACGAACGCUACGUCCAGCCCACAUACGUACGUCUUCGCUGAGCUGCUCGAACGGCCCGCAGUCCAAGCACUCCGGUCUCCAGACACCCCCGCCGAAUUUCAGAGCUACCUAACCCUCCUUGAGAUCUUCGCCUGGGGCACAUGGCAAGACUACCAGCAAACGCCUAACCUUCCACCAUUGAGCGAAGAGCAAGCCCGCAAGCUUCGCCUACUCACCCUCCUAUCUCUUGCCUCUACGAUAAAACCCCUCACCUACGAAGCUCUUAUGACCUCACUCUCCCUCUCCGCACCAUCUGAACUUGAAUCACUUGUUACAACAGCGAUCUACUCUUCACUUAUAACGGGUCGCCUUUCGCCAGCUACAAACCCACCCACAGUUAACGUAACGUCCGUCGCGCCACUGCGCGACGUUAAACCUAGCUCUCUUCCAACGAUGAUCUCCACCCUCACAGCCUGGGAAGCCCGCUGUGGCUCCGUAAUCUCCGAUAUUGAAACAGAAAUAGCUAAAAUCAGAGCUGAUUCUGCACAGCGCCGUCAAAAGGAACAUGCGCGUGCUGUGGCCAUCGAGAAGACACUCGAGAAGUGGAAUGCCGAGGGUGGGGAGCAACUACAAGGCGGAAACCCUGGUCAGGGUCAGGGUCAGGGUCAGGGCGGUCUCGGGAAGAAUGCGGGAUGGAAACCCAGAGAUCUGAGUACGGCAAUGUUCGAGAGAGGGUUCUUCGGGGGUGGGAGUAACAAGCGGGAGUUUGAUGAUGAUGGGUACUUCGAUGGAGGAUCGAGCGAUUUUGAUCAGCAUGGUUCUGGGAUGGAUAUCGAUGAGGGUGCUGGGGCUAGGGCUUCUGGAGCUAGGCAUUCGAAGCGUUUUCUUGGGAAGAAGUCAUAG